Molecule: messenger RNA, 1491 nt
Organism: Photinus pyralis (common eastern firefly)
Lineage: Eukaryota; Metazoa; Arthropoda; Insecta; Coleoptera; Lampyridae
Product: FAD synthase-like
Exons: 3
Coding region: 66-1403 (445 amino acids)
Biological process (GO): FAD biosynthetic process
Molecular function (GO): FMN adenylyltransferase activity
Source: RefSeq, a predicted model, not a curated record
CAAGCAUUGAGGUUAUGUCAGUGCUCUAGGCUGACCUUGAUACGUGUGCUGUGAUAUUUGAAAUCAUGGCAAAAAAGACCUUAAAAAUACUCACAAUUCACAGUAAAGAAACCAAUGACAACAUUUUAAACUUCAUAAGUGAAAAACUGGAAUCGAUAAAUUACCGUGUGAAAAGGGCGACCGUUGAAGCUAAAGAGGAGAGCUUAUGCAAAGAAAUCGGGUCCAGUGUUAGACAGUGUGACGUAGUCUUGUUCAUCGGUGGCGUUGGUACGGAGUACUCGGGCCUGGUUUGGCAGGCCGUUGCGAAAGUAUUUCAUCAGCAGUUAAUCGUAAAUCCGCACCUCGCAAAAUACACAAACUCGGUGGAGUACACAACGGCGUACGCCAAAUGCUUCGAGUAUACACACAACGGUACUUUCCCCGUUAUGUACGUGCAGGGUUUGUUCUUACUGACGGACGACGUGAAACUAUUGCAAUCGUCAAUUCUAAAUAUUGCCGUUCCGUUCUUGACGCAUUUGAACGGCGAUGUUGUGUUUAAACGAAAAUUGACGAUAGAAGCGAAGGGUGGCCCUCCGAAGAUAUGCGGUGGUAGUGAAGUGCACGUCUCUCUAUGUACGGCAUCGGACGUGGCGAUACUGCAUUUAACAUCGUCGAACAUGUCGGCGUUACUCGACUAUGAAAAUAAACUACUCGAGGACUAUAAGGUGUUGGAUCGUCGCGAAAAUGCCGACAUUGAGGAUCUCGUGUACAGCCAGAGCGACUCGCAUGUCAAAAAAUCAGUCGAAUGCAUUGAGGAGUGUUUAAAGAGAUACGGGCCCGAAAACGUCUUUGUGAGCUUCAACGGCGGAAAAGACUGCACCGUACUGCUCCACUUAACGAUGGGCGUCUUGAGAAGAAACUAUCCCCGGUACCGCGGGAAGAUCUGCUGCGUUUACAUGGAGAACGCGAGUCCCUUUCACGAAUUGAAUCAGUUCAUUGAAGAAUCUCGAGAGUAUUAUAAUUUAGACGUUCUCAAAUUUAGCAAGUCGAUUAAGGAUUCGUUGACAGAUGUACUCGCGAGUAAACCGAAUAUAAAGGCGGUGCUGAUGGGUACACGAAGAUCUGAUCCGUUCUCGGAACAUUUGCGACCAUUUCAGAUGACCGAUCAGAAUUGGCCGCAAAUAAUGAGAGUGAGCCCGAUAUUAGAUUGGCAUUACUCGCAAAUAUGGGAUUAUUUGCUCCAUUUGAAAAUCCCUUACUGUGGCUUAUACGAUAUGGGCUAUACGUCGUUAGGGGACACGACCAAUACGAUUCCGAAUCCAUUUUUGGUGAUAAAUGAAGGUGACAGCGGGAAGAGGUACUUGCCGGCUUAUAAAUUACUGGAUGCCCUGCAAGAACGGAGCGGACGGUUACGUAGUAAAUGAGAUUAAUUUGUACAAAUCGGGAUUAGGGGAAACUUAAUUAUGAGAAGCCAAAGAGUGUCAAAAUUUAUAAUAAAUUAUUUGUUUGUAA